Cuscuta campestris is the source of this 993-nucleotide messenger RNA. Lineage: Eukaryota; Viridiplantae; Streptophyta; Magnoliopsida; Solanales; Convolvulaceae. The record is from the annotation of a GenBank genome assembly.
CCCUUCUCUCCCAAUCCCUCAUUAACCACGCACCGUCUUCCUUCCUGUUUACAAUCUGCAUCCACAUCAGCGACAUCAUCACCCACCGGAGAUCAGCUCCCCUACGCGACGACCGGAGGCAGCUAGGGAGACACCGGGGAUCUCAACGCGAAGGCAUCACCUAUCUGUCGCGCAACGAGAAAAGUGUACAUAUUAUCACACUAGUCAGCAGUAUUUUCUAGGAUUCGGGGCUGAGAAAAAUCCAUCAUUUACCUAGAAGAGUGUGUGGGAGGCAAAAGGUGCGAUCCAGAUGGCGAACGUAUCUCAGAUCCGCCCUAACAACUCAGCACUUAUUGCAAUGAUUGCUGAUGAGGAUACAAUUACUGGGUUUUUAUUGGCUGGAGUUGGCAAUGUGGAUCUGAGGAGGAAAACAAACUACCUUAUUGUGGAUUCAAAAACCACGGCGAAACAGAUUGAAGAUGCUUUCAAAGAGUUUACUACAAGAGAGGACAUUGCAAUUGUGUUAAUUAGCCAAUAUGUUGCCAACAUGAUAAGAUUUUUGGUGGAUGGUUAUAACAAGCCAAUUCCGGCCAUAUUGGAGAUUCCCUCAAAGGACCAUCCCUAUGAUCCAGCUCACGAUUCUAUCCUUUCCCGAGUGAAGCACCUAUUCUCCACGGAAUCUGUGGCAUCCGGAAGACGCUGAGAUAUAGCUUGAACUGAAAGUCUGUCUUCUUUUUUAUCUUCUUUUGUUCUUUCCAAGCGUACUUUGUUGUGUCUUCUUUGCCUGUUUUGUUUCGCUUGCAAGUUUAAUAAUCCUUUCACUAUUAAUGGCGACACUUUUUUUUGUUAAAUAUAUUGUCGACUAAACAAGCAGGCUUGGAUUUUCAUUAAAAUGAACACACUCCAACAUCUGAAGAUGAACUCAGAGGCUGUGGGUAGAUAUUAUUAUUAUUGUUGUAAUCUACAGGUAUGAGAUAUUAUGCUUCUCCAAUUGAAUCAACGUUCAGGUCUCUC